Molecule: messenger RNA, 525 nt
Organism: Acaulospora morrowiae
Lineage: Eukaryota; Fungi; Glomeromycota; Glomeromycetes; Diversisporales; Acaulosporaceae
Source: the annotation of a GenBank genome assembly
AUGGGAAAAAAAUAUAUCGCACAAUCUCUCGUUCAAAAACUCAAGAAGUCUAAUUACCUUAUCGCCACAAUCGAGUCAUGUACUGGUGGACUAGUAGCCAACCUGAUAACUGAUAUUACUGGGUCGAGUCAGGUUUUCUGGGGUGGUCGAGUCGUUUACGACAAUAAUGCUAAGAUUGCGUUAGGUGUUGACCCCUCAAUAAUUGAUACUCACGGUGCCGUCUCCUAUGAGACUGCUCGUUCGUUGGCUGAGAAAGGGUUGGCAGAACUACAAAAGCAUUCGAUGAUCAAAGGAGACAAUGAUUAUAAUGAUCCCAAACAUUUCAUUUGCGUGGCGACUACUGGUUUAGCUGAGCAAGAUCCUGAUAAAAAUCUGGAAGGUGGAGUUUGUUGGAUUGGCAUUGCCUCGAGUAAUAUUAAUAUGACAUUUGUUGAACGAGUGAAUGCUUCGCCUUUGCUCACUAGAGAAGAGACGAAAUUGGAGUUUGCGAAGAAAGCAUUGAAAUUUGUAGAAAAAAAUAUUUGA